AUGGGAAACAACUCCCUGAGUAAAUGUGGCUGUGGUGGUUUAAUAUUCUGGCGUUCUACUCCCAAAGACAAUCCCGACAAUUUUGAAGAGGCUUCAAACACCUCAGACACAAAAAAACAACAGGGGAGUCGUGAAGGUGUAACUUCCAUUGAAACAUCUUCAUCCGAUAAACACGCAGAUUCUUCACCUGGUUCAAACGCCAAACCAGUCCCUGUCGUUAACCAAACCCUCCAAAGGAACCAUCCUAAAGUGUUACAAACCGAGGGCUACGUGAACAAUGGAAGAAGGGUCCCUAAAGAUGCAGUUGGCAUUUCUGGUGAACUUGAAAGCAUGUUUUCCGAUCGCCAAAAGGGAAGCAACACCCUUGUUCGUGCUUCUUCUAGCAACGUGAUGAUGCACAGUAAUUUAGGUAACCUCAGGAAAGGAGGGAAUACCAACACCUAUUCUCAGAACGUCGGGGAUUAUCGGUCCAAGAAAAGCGACGAAACCCCUGUUUCUAAUGGAAGAUACACAAACCAAAGGGUGGAGAAUGCAAGUAAAGGAAGCACGGAAAAAGUGGGUUCUCUAUGCAGGGUCGUUUCUACUAGAAUGGACCCCGAACAAUUGAAGAUAAUGGGCAAUGAGGAUUACAAGAAUGGAAGAUUUCAAGAAGCAUUGGCUCUUUAUGAUGCUGCAAUUUCAAUUGACCCCAAUAGAGCUUCCUACAGGAGCAACAAAAGUGCAGCUUUAACGGGUCUUGGGAGGCUUCUGGAGGCUGUGUUCGAGUGCAGAGAAGCCAUUCGAAUAGAGCCUCAUUAUCAAAGAGCUCAUCAGCGAUUGGGGAACCUGAGCAAGAGAUUAGGAGAAACAGACAAGGCUCUUUAUCAUUACAAACUAGCAGGAUCGGAGGCUGACCCGGAGGAGAUGGCUAAAAUAAAAAGAAUUCAGUUCCAUUUAAACAAAUGCACUGAGGCACGUAGGAUAGGAGAUUGGAACAACUUGAUUAAGGAGGCCAGCAACGCUAUUUCAUCUGGUGCAGAUUCUGCUCCACAGAUAUUUGCGUUGCAAGCCGAGGCAUUUUUGAAGCUCCGUAGGCAUCAACAUGCAGAGGAAGCACUUAUGAAGGGACCUAAUUUUGAUGUUGAUCAGUGCACCAGGUUCUUUGGACAAAUUUGUAAUGCAAACCUGUUGGUGAUUCGGGCUCGGGUUUAUUUGGCAGUUGGCAGAUUUGAAGAUGCUCUUGUUGCAAUUAAUCAAGCAUGUAAGCUAGAUUCAAACAACAAGGAUGCGAUGAAGGUGAUGAUGAAGGCUAAAGCUGUGGCAAGGGCUAGAUCAAAUGGAAACGAGCUUUUCAAGGCAUCAAACUUCUCAGAAGCUUGUGUUGCCUAUGAAGAGGGGUUAGAGAAUGAUCCAUAUAACUCAGUUUUGCUAUGCAACCGAGCUGCGUGUAGAUCAAAAUUAGGCCAAUUUGAGAAGGCCGUGGAAGAUUGCAAUGCUGCUCUUAACUUGCGACCAUCUUACAUGAGGGCCAGGCUAAGAAGGGCAGAUUGCAAUGCAAAGUUGAAAAGAUGGGAAGCUUCGGUUCAAGACUAUGAAAUAUUGGUAAAAGAGUCACCGGAGGAUGAGGGAAUAAGAACGUCUUUGAUGGAGGCCAAAGAGCAUCUUAUGCAACAGCGAAGGGAAUGAAGGUAUUCAAGUAUGGUGGAGUUGUAGAGAGAAUGGUUAGUACUUUAGACCCUGAUUUUGGUGAAGAAAUAUGAGAAGUGAUGCGUGACAAAGGAAAAUGGCCCUACUCUGCUUGUAAUGUGAAGGAUGAUAGAUAAGCAAACUUAUGGUGAAUGAUCAAUCAAUUAUCAAUUCCUUUGUAUAAAAAGGAUAAAGGAAGUUGUGGAGGAACACUAGGGACCCAUUGCCAGGGGGAAAGUGUCACUUUAAUUAUUUCUAAUGUUGAAUCAAUCAAGUGAAGGAGCAAUUUUUUCCAUUUUUAUAUUGAGAUUGAACUUUGAAUUCAAUGGUUGGAGAUAGCUUGGUAUCCUCCCAUGUUUUGCCAUGGACAGAUUGAUUUUAAAGAAACUAUU
Vigna umbellata (rice bean) is the source of this 2057-nucleotide messenger RNA. It is a transcript of the gene TPR14, whose product is annotated as tetratricopeptide repeat (TPR)-containing protein. The record is from RefSeq and is a predicted model, not a curated record. Gene Ontology annotation, molecular function: protein binding. NCBI's taxonomy places the organism in Eukaryota, Viridiplantae, Streptophyta, Magnoliopsida, Fabales, Fabaceae. Gene Ontology annotation, cellular component: cytoplasm.